Entamoeba invadens IP1 is the source of this 5133-nucleotide messenger RNA. RefSeq names its product protein serine/threonine kinase, putative. Gene Ontology annotation, molecular function: ATP binding; protein kinase activity. The transcript has a single exon. The record is from RefSeq and is a predicted model, not a curated record. Lineage: Eukaryota; Evosea; Mastigamoebida; Endamoebidae. The coding region runs from base 1 to 5133 and encodes 1710 amino acids. Gene Ontology annotation, biological process: protein phosphorylation.
AUGAAAAGUGUGUCGAUCUUAAUUUCUCUCAUAUUUUUAACAUAUUUUGUUAAUUCCAAUCAAUGGUGUGAACUUGGAUCGACUAUUCUAUACACAAAUAACACCUCUUGUACUCAAAAUGGGUGGAGCGUUAAAAUAAAUUUGAAUAAAUAUGAUUUUUUACUUACAAAUACUAUGGCUAUAACAGGGGCUAUAACAUUUGAAGACACAUCAAAUGACCAAAAAUCAAUUAACUUUUAUUUCCAAAACCCUCUUAUAACUGUUUUAUAUGUGAAAGUGAGUUCCAGUUCCACCCUUUUAUACUUUGACGAAGAAACCCGCCCAAAGGAUCUGCAAAUCGUUUUUGCGUGUGACCAAAACGAAUUUAAAUGUCGCGAAAAUGUCGAUUUGGGGAAACAACCGAAUUUUUACGUUGCACAAAACGCACUUUUGAUUUUUUCAGUGAUCGACCAAAAGCCGUGGAUUUCUAGUAAUAGAAGUUAUACACAAAAAAUAGCUUAUUUAUACAUCGACGGCAUUUCCCAACAAACUGUCAAUUUUGAAUUCAUCACAAAUCCAUUUCUGGGAGAACAAAACGCGCCAACGCGGUAUUUGUUCACCGGAAAGUCGGGAGAUAACCAAAUUAGUUUUGAUGGGAAAACUCCUUUAAAUUUAGUUCCACGGAGCGUUUGUGAAAAAAAUGGAAUUCACAGGUUUUUGGUGUUUGACGAACAUUUUAAUAAUGACACAAAAAAUAAAAAUUGCUUUUGUGAACCAAAUAACACUGAUUUUAGUUAUGAAAAUAAUUUUAACUUUCCAGACUGUUACUAUAACAGCUCGAUGUUUAUUUUGAACUUAAUGAAUUUGAUAGAAAAUAAGGAAGACCAAAUUGUUAUCACUUUUGAAAGAACAAAAUGGGCGUCUGUGCUCUUUUCAAGUUCUAAAAAAUAUCAACUUUUGUCACAGAACUCGGAAAUACUCACAUUCGACGAAAUUAAUUUAAAAGAUAAUGCAAAUGUAACUUUUCAUAUGAGUGUAAUUGUCAAGAAAUUUGUCGUGUACAAAAUCACUGAUUUUCACUUUCUCAAUAAUUUGGAAAUAUCGGAAAUAAAUGUUAUUGAUAAAAAUAGUGUGAUAAACGAUAUUUUGUUUGCAGUAGAUGGAAGUUAUGUUGACAAAAGUGAUGUAACUACAAAAUGUGGUAAAAGAUGUAUUCUUAAAGAAAGUGUGAAUAGUUUAUGUAAUUGUUCUUAUACUAUAAAUGGAUGGUAUCCAGUUGGUUAUUAUAAUAGAAAUAAAGGCGACUGUUUUGUUGUAUCAAAUCAACAAGAAUUGACUCUAUUUAUAUCAUCUCCAAAUUACGUUGUUUCAAAUAAUGAAAAUUGGAAAUCUGUGAUAUUUAACACGAGUUUUGUGAGUAUCACCGGAAAUUAUAAUUUCACUGUUAAUGUUAUGAAUGUUACAAAUUGUAUCAACUCCGUUUCACAAAUUUAUUGUAACACACUAAUUUUGGGACAAAAUUCUGAAAUUUCUAUUCAAUCUUCGGGUGUUCUUUUUAUUCAAAAUGUUGUUUUUGAAACUGUAAAAGAUAACAUGAACAAAAAUGGUAUAAUCAAAGUCUAUAAUGGUGGUAUUUUGUUAUUUACUGACAUUCGUUUUGUUUUUCCAGACACUUUUAUUAACGACGCAUCAUGUUUUGAAUUUGUGUCUUUUCAACAAACACAAAACAUUACUAUUACACUAGCAAAAUACAUCAAUCUUAUUGGAAACAAAUUGAUUCGAAUUUGUCCCCAAAACGUUACUCAAUUUAAUGAUGAAGUCAUUUGUGAAGUCAUUGGAGAUUAUUUUGAAUCAUAUGAUAAUUACACAAAUAAUGUUCUUCAUUGUCCGGUAUCGUCACUGUAUUCCAAAAUUGUUGUGAGUAACACUUUUUUAAAUCAAACAAUAAAUUUUGAUGGACAAUUUGUGCAAAAUCAAAAUGUGAUAAAAUUUACUAAAAGUAAUUCUAUUUCUACUAGCUUUUUUAAUGAUAAUAUAAAGUCGGUUUUAUUUGUGUUAAACUCUUCGGGAAUCGGAGGGGCGUUUUCAACUCUGAAAGGCGCAGACAAAUUGUAUGUGGGAGACUUGUUUGGGUUUUCUUACACAACGAAAACAAAACUUAAUACAAAUUUGAUGAUGAUUACAAACACAAAAUUUAUCAAGAAAGAAAGUCAAUUCAUUGAAGUCAUUUCUUCUCCUUUGUUUCAGACAAAUGCACUAUAUGUCACAUCACAAAAUGUUGUGAAAAAUUUACAAUGCAAAACAAGUUACUUAAAAAAUGGAAUUUGCACUACGUUUAGUGACAAUUGCAAUCAAAUCUACAAAAACGCAAAUGGUAAAAAUAUCACAUGUGAAAGUUGUCCAGAUAGAUAUGAAGCUUACAAAAAUAGUUGUGAUGAAUGUCCGUCACAUUGCAUUCAUUGUAAAAAUAGCAAAUGUGUCCAAUGUGAUUUAUCUUUUUAUAAUCUCAAUCAUACGUGUUAUCCAAUUAUAGAUCCGUCUGUUAUAGAAUAUAAAUACGACAGAGUUUUGUUAUGCAAAAAUGGGACUUACCCAUCAGGACACACGUGUAAAAAUUGCAGUGCAAAUUGCGUUUUGUGUUAUUCUGAAAAUCAGUGUGUAAUUUGUGAUACAAAAUAUGUGUAUAAAAAUGGUGGAUGUCAAUUGGCCGACGAAUCGGGAACUGAAUUAGCCACAGAUAAAGAGUCCUUAUUUUGUUCUCAAAAUUAUUAUUUAGAUAAUGGCAAGUGCUUUUUAUGUUCAACUCAAUUUGGUGCGUUAUGUCAAAAUUGUGAUUUUCAAAAAUGUUAUUCAUGUGAAAAUGGAGUUAUAAAUAGCACCGGAAAGUGUACCGAUAUAACAACAAGUGGCUGUCUUAUAACAAAUUCAUCGUAUUGUUCUGGGUGUAUUUCCGCACAAAAUUACAUUUCUAUAAAUGGAUAUUGCAAAGAAGUGACAAAUUGUGAAAUAACUUCACUUCUUGGAAAUUGCCUGUCAUGCCGUGACGGGUAUUUUCCACAUAAUGGGAAGUGUACCCGAUAUCUCGGAGACACCAACUGCGACUGUGUUAGGUAUGAAGACAAAAAGUGUUUGCGUUGUUCAUCGAAGCAUUAUUUGAAUGAUGGAAUUUGUUAUUCAUGUUCUUCAAAUUGUGAGAAAUGUACAAAUGGGUCGUAUUGUUUAAAGUGUACCACUGACUAUUAUCUUGUUGAAAAUAUGUGCAAAGAAUCUUCUGAAAAUUCUUCUGUUAAUUUGGACCACUGCAAAACAGUUGUUUUGGGAAUGUCUGUCUGCGCAGUGUGUGAAAAAUAUUAUUUUCGAAAUAGUUUUGGGAAGUGUGUAAAGUGCGUAGAAAAUUGUAAAGAAUGUAAUCAAAAAGAUAAAUGUAUAACAUGUAAAACCAAUUUUUUUCUCCUUGAAAAUUCGACGCAAUGUCUUUCAUACACUUUUCUUGAGAAUUGCAAAACAAAAAGCCCUACUGGGUGUUUGUCUUGUAAUUCGGGCUUUUUCGUCGAUUCACAAUUUUGUGUUUCGUGUGAUACAAAAAUAGAACAGUGUGAAUUGUGUGACGAAAAUCAAAAAUGCACAAAAUGCACUGAUGAUUUUGUUUUAGUUGACAAAAUUUGUGUUUCAAAAAGUAACAUCACAAAUUGUAUUAAAGUUUCUAAUUCAAAAUGUUCAAAAUGCACGUUCUGGAAUGUUCCGACAUCUUCCGGCACUUCAUGUCGCAAGAAAGUUGUGUGGUGGGUUGUUUUUUUGCUUGUUUUAUUUGUGUUAUUCGUUUUUGUCACUUUGAUAUUUGUGUUCAUCGCAGUGGUGCUUUUCUUGAUGAAAAAACACAGAGAAAAUAAAAUACGAGAAAAGACGUGUAUUUUUGAUAUUAAAAAUUCAAAUAUAACUUUCAACCACAAAGCAAAAAGUGAUUUUAUGCUAAACACGGACAACGUCCAAUUUUUUGGAGACCAAGGAGAAAUUCCUGUUUUAAAGAAGUCUCGUGAAUUACUUUGUGUUGGGAAUAAUGGCAAAACGAUACUUAAAGUUCAAAUCAGUUUUAAAAAUAGUGAUAAAUACCUCAUUGAGACAAAUCCAAGUGUUAUUUCUAUUCCUGGCGGCAAAGCUGCCGAGUUUGAGUUAUUACUGACUCCAAAAUGUAGUUGUCAUUUUAGCGACUCAAUUUCUGUAAUAACAAUCAAUUUAAAAACCGGUAAAAAAACGCACACUAUGGUGAAGAUUUCUGGUCGAACAGAGGUCUCUACUUUACUUGAUUUUGACGAAAUCAAAGAAAAAAAGAAAAUUGGGGAAGGGGGGUUUGGAGUUGUUUAUCGCGGAGAUUUUCGAGGAAAUGAUGUUGCGAUCAAAAAGAUGAAAGAUGUUUUCAAUAGUGAGGAGUCGAUUAUUGAAUUUGAAAAAGAGGUGAAAAUGUUAGACAAAUUUCGAAGUGACUUUAUUGUUCAUUUUUAUGGUGCUGUGAUGAUCCCAAACAAAAAGUGUUUAGUCACCGAAUUUGCGCAAUUUGGCAGUUUAGAAAAUGUUAUUGAAAAACAUUUCCACACCAAAAAAGAUCUUUUGUUGUCGGCUUUGUCACCAAAAUGUGACACUUCUGUUCCGCUCCAAAUGCGGAUCAAAUUGUUAUUAGACGCGGCAAAAGGAAUUUUGUAUUUACACGAAAAUGGGAUUUUACACAGAGACAUUAAGCCCGACAAUAUUCUUGUGUUUUCAUUAGAAAAAGACAUGAAAGUGAAUGCAAAAUUGACUGAUUUUGGAACAUCACGAAACAUCAAUUUGUUAAUGACAAAUAUGACCUUCACUACGGGUGUUGGAACUCCAACGUAUAUGGCUCCCGAACUUUUGGGAAGACAGAAGUACAAGAAAAGUGCAGACGUGUAUUCAUUUGGUAUCACUUUGUAUGAAGGAGUGUCUUUCAAUUUCGCUUUCCCACAAGAAAAGUUUGAAUACCCAUGGAAAAUAGCCGAAUUCGUGAUGGAAGGGAAAAGACCUCCGCAAGACGACAUCCCAAAUUCUAUUUUUAUUAUCAUUAAAAACUGUUGGAAACAAAUCCCAGAAGACAGAAGUGAAAUGCAAAACAUCGUCUGCGAACUGCAAAAAUGGCUGUAA